Molecule: messenger RNA, 4013 nt
Organism: Linum trigynum
Lineage: Eukaryota; Viridiplantae; Streptophyta; Magnoliopsida; Malpighiales; Linaceae
Source: the annotation of a GenBank genome assembly
UUUAACAUUCAAUUCACCAAAAUUAUCCUCACUUCACUACCUAAUCUGAUUCUCCCAAAAUAAAUAAGGUAGAGCUGAAAACUAACAUGGAGACUCAAGUAGGAAUGGUAGGGAGGUGAGAAGAGGGUGAGGAAGGUGAAAAAUUGGCCGAAAAUAGAACGAAGGAGGUUGUCGGAGCUUCUUCGGAAGCUCAUCGGAGUCUCGCCGGAGCCUCACCGUCGGCGACUUCACCGGAAGAAAAAUGCUCCAAAUCCCCCCAAAAUAUCAGCGAAGGCCGCUUUUAAUGAGGGGGGACUAGGUCUGGUCUUGGUUUUGGAUUUGGCUAGCCGGAAGUGGAGGAAAUUAGCAAAAACCGUUGGAUUUUCGCGGUUUUCCGGCGAGUUUUCAAAAUUUUGACGAGAUUUUGGGUCGUGAAGAAAACCGUUCACGGCCCUUUUAUAGGCAGACCCUGCAGUUCACGGAUGCGUUUGCCAGUUCAUGGUCGUUAAGAUCGUGAACACUGCAAUCCGUUCGUGAAUACAUGCCAGUCGAUGGGUUUGACACACGUGGAAGCACCCUGGUUCACAGAUGCGUUUGCCUGUUCACGGUCUUAUAAGACCGUGAACAGGGCAAUCUGUCUGUGAACACCGGUGAAAAUAGGACACUUCAAAAAAAUUUUACUCGACCUACUCCACCGUGCUACUAUCAUUCACGACACAACUCAAAACACGCAAUGACAAAAACAUAGCACGGGGAGACCACUCGACCACUUGAACUCUUCACUCGAUACAAAAACGAAAAUAAGGAAAAGAAAACAAACCUACAUUGGGUUGCCUCCCAACAAGCGCUAAGUUAACGUCACUAGCUUGACGUUGCGGAUCUAUCAUGCCUUUGAACGUGGUGCCACCGAGAGUGGAUCCACCACGUUCUCGGGCGAGGCAUGUCACCUCCCAACUUGCCAUGGGGUGGCCUUCUAUGCCAAUGACUUUCGCUUUGCCCUUUUCCUUCCACAUGGCAUUAGCAUAACUUAUCCUUUCCAUCCAAGCUCGUUUCCUUCCUUCUUUGGCCGAGAUUCCCUCCUUGCUUUCCUGCUUCACAUCAUCACAUGAACCAACAGUAAUAGUGGGGUUCGCCUAGCAAGGCUCUCCUCUACUUAAAUUCAUAUCACUCGGUUCCACUUCCUUCACAUCUUCACUCCUAGGCUUAGGAUCAAUUCCCAGAGUAAUUCUCUCCUCACCAUCUCUCAGGAUCAAAGUUCCCUCAUUUACAUCAAUUAAAGCCUUGGCGGUGGCAAGGAAAGGGCGUUCUAGUAUGAGUGGCAUCUCAGAAUCCUCAGUUAUAUCCAGGAUCACAAAAUCCGUCGGAUAACAAAAUUUUCCCACUCGUACUAGCACGUCCUCCACUAUGCCCCUAGGACUAAUGACAGAGCGAUCGACCAAUGUGACACUAAGCCUCGUAGUCUUUAGUUCACCUAUGUCUAGCCUCUUAAAAAGAUUAUAAGGAAUCACAUUUAUUCUCGCUCCUAAGUCCGCCAAGGAGUUUUCUAUGUGAUGAGAACCGAUGCAAAGAGGUAUAGUAAUACUACCUGUAUCGGGUUGCUUCUUGGGCAACCAGUUGAGGAUGAAGGUUGAGCACUCCUAGCCUAGGGUGACAUUGGCGAGGUCUUUGAACUUCGGCUUCUUGGAGAGAUACCCCUUGAGGUAUCUCGAAUACCUUGGCAUGUGGGCCAUUGCUUCAAGGAAGGGAAUGUUGAGGUGGAGCUUCCGGAGCAACUCCAUGAAACCUCCACAUUCCGCUUCCAAUCUUUCCUUGUGCACCCUCGUGGGGAAAGGUAGGGGUGGCGUUUACUCAGCCACAGGUGGUGACGUCGGCACUGCCUUCCUCGCCACUCCUCUCUUUUCUCAAGAUGUUUCUUCUUCAUCACCCUUGGGUAGAGGGUCUUCCUUCUCAUUCACUUCUUUGGCAACAACCUCUGGAGUCACCUUCCCGCUCCUCAAAUGGAUUGAAUUCACCCUGGCAUUAUCCUUGGGGUUAGUAAUGGUUUGAGAGAGUAGGGCUCUUUGUGAUCUCUCGGUGAGGAUCCCGACAAGAUUGCUAAUUUGCACUUCCAAGUUUCGGAGACUUGCUUGAUGGCUCUGGAGUCCCGCCUCUACCGAGGUAAACUUGGAGGUUUUCACAUCCAUGAAUUGCUCAAUCUUCUCGAACUUCUAAGAGCUUGUACUCAUAAAGGAGGUCACAAGGUCUUCAUGUUUAGAGAACUUGUCGACUUGUUGUUGUUGUUGUUGUUGAAACCCUUGACUGCCUUGUGAUUGGUAUGGUUGUUGGAAGUUCAAGUUUUGGAAUUGAGGCCUUUGUUGGAUGAAGGUUGGCCGAGGUUGAUAGUUGCCUGACUCACUUCUACUGUCACUCCAGGAAUUGGCCAAGUGUAACCACUUCCUAAAGCGUAGUAUAGCGGGUUUGGGUUUAAUUAUCAAAUCGGGUCCUAGAUUUGAUGACUACUCAGUGAAUUCUUGUUAUCUAGCAAUGAAACUGGAAUGCAAGUCUAAACUAUCAAACUAACAAAGCAAACAAACGGUUGUAUUCAGGUUAAGAGAGGUCACCCGGAUAUGGUUCCCCCUAGACUGCAGUUAAGCCGGAUUGUAAUUACCAAGUUCAGUUUCUAUGAAAGUUAUACUGCGGAAGGUUCUUGAACACCCUAAAGUCUCGACUAAAGGUCUUCAGACCCUCUCAAUCUGAGUCUCUAGCGGGCGACUAACCUCCACCGGAGUAAACAGAUUGAGGCCUUAACAAACAAAACCUCCACUACCGGAGUAAAUCCAGUAUAGAAUAGUGAGUUGGCUCCUCGACUAAAGUCACCAACUUCCUACCUUCAAUCAAGGAUGCUCUAUCAACCUAGGCAGAUAUUCUCAUUCUAGGUCAAAGCAGAAACAACAGGAAUUUGAUCAGGAUUCAAGUCAUUCAAUCAUUCAAACCUCAAUCGAAUAUAAUCAAAUCAUAGAAUCAGUACUUGGGUUCAUACAAUCAAAGCCUAACAUACAAAUCUAGGGUUCUCCAUACCCAGAUGAAUGGGAGAACUACUCCAUAGAGAAAGAGGCAAAAGCAGAAUCAGAUGCGGAAUUCAUACUGUGAAGGAUGGAUUCCUGCUCCUGGACGUUGAUCGGCACUUCUCCAAGCUCAAACUGGCCUCCAAUGGUGUUGAAGAACAAUCUAGGGCACUUGGAGACUCUUGUUUGUCGCUUUCUCUCUCUAGGAAUCGUUCUCUCUCUCAAAAACUCGAAUCCCCUUCUGUUUGGCUGAAAAUCUGCUUAAAAGGGCAUCAGUGGCCAAAGCACGGUCGAGGGCACGGCCGUGCUUUGCCUCAGCCCGCCCGUGUUUUGGCUAGGGUUAAUUACACGGCCAUUGUGUUGGUGCAAACACGGCCGUGCUUUGGGAGAACACGCCCGUGCUUUGGGAGAACACGCCCGUGCUUUCAGCCCGUGUUUUCAACUUGAAUUUGCCAAACUCAAUUAGCUCUCGGCAGUAAAAGCACGGCCACAGAACACGGCCGUGUUCUGGUUUAGGUGUGCCCGUGUUUUCGCUCCAGCUUGACGAAAUGACUUCCGAACACCCCGAAACUCGUGCUUAGCCUUUCCUUUGAUGCCUGGGACCUGAAAUAUGACAAAAUAGCACAACCCGGCGUAAAAUAGGCAAAAAAUACACGACUAUGCCCCUCAAACGGAUAAGAACUAGGGGCGCAAAUAUGUGCAAUUACAUCGUUAUCAAAUUCCCCCACACUUAACUGUUUGCUUGUCCCCAAGCAAACCUAACUCAAACCAAUGCAACUCUCCAGACCUCUAUAGCAACAAACAACCCAGAUCGUAGGUAGAGGACUUCCUAGAUCAUUUAGCAACUUACGAGGUCAACCGACGCACAAGUCAUCUCAUAGCUUCUUCGGCGAGAGCACUAGUAUCGAGUCGGCAUCAUGGCAAAUAGUGAACAGACGACAAAUGAAUUGUGGAUGAAGAGAUUCUCAAAAACAAAAGAUCAUGGACUCA